Molecule: messenger RNA, 1392 nt
Organism: Budorcas taxicolor (takin)
Lineage: Eukaryota; Metazoa; Chordata; Mammalia; Artiodactyla; Bovidae
Gene: CEP55
Product: centrosomal protein 55
Exons: 8
Coding region: 1-1392 (463 amino acids)
Biological process (GO): mitotic cytokinesis; regulation of phosphatidylinositol 3-kinase/protein kinase B signal transduction
Source: RefSeq, a predicted model, not a curated record
AUGACUUCCAGAAAUCCCAAAGAUUUAAUUAAAAGUAAAUGGGGACCAAAGCCUAGUAAUUCCAAGUCAGAAACUGCAUUAGAAAAAUUUAGGGGAGAAAUUGCAGCUUUAAAAACAUCGGUAGAUGAAAUCACAAGUGGAAAAGGAAAGCUGAUUGAUAAAGACAGACACAAACUUUUGGAGAAAAUUCGAGUCCUUGAAGCUGAGAGAGAGAAGAAUGUUCAUCGCCUCACAGAGAAGGACAAAGAAAUACAGCGACUCAGAGACCAGCUGAAAGCCAAGCACAGCACUCCUGCAUUGCUUGAACAGCUGGAAGAGAAAACGAAAGAAGUUGAAAGAAGAGAACAGCUGUUGAAAUCCUUGUCUGAAGAGACGGAUGUGUUGAAGAAACAGUUGUCUGCUACAACUGCAAGGCUUGCUGAACUUGAAGGCAAAGCCAAUACGCUUCGUUUAUCACAGACUGUGGCUACAAGUUGCUUCAAUUCAUCAAUGAAUAAUAUUCAUGAAAUGGAAGUACAGCUGAAAGAUGCUCUGGAGAAAAAUCAGCAGUGGCUUGUGUAUGACCAGCAGCGAGAGGUCUACGUGAAAGGACUUCUAGCAAAAAUCUUUGAGUUGGAACAGAAACUGGAAACAGCCCCUCAGACACUCCUGCAGCAGACAAAAAAGACUGAAUCAGAAGGUUAUCUUCAAGAAGAAAAGCAAAAAUAUUAUAACCAUCUCUUGGCAAACGCAAAAAAAGAUCUUGAGGUGGAACGACAAACCAUAACUCAGCUGAAUUUUGAACUGAGUGAAUUUCGAAGAAAAUAUGAAGAAACCCAAAAAGAAGUGCAAGAUUUAAAUCAACUGUUGUGUUCACAAAGAAAGGCAGAUGUACAACAUCUGGAAGAUGACAGGCAUAAAACAGAGAAAAUACAGAGGCUCAAGGAAGAGAAUGAUCUUGCCAGGGAAAAACUUGAAGAAGAGAAGAAGAGAUCUGAGGAGCUGUUAUCUCAGGUCCAGUUUCUGUACACGUCUCUGAUGAAGCAGCAGGAGGAGCAAACAAGGGUAGCUCUGUUGGAACAACAGAUGCAGGCAUGUACUUUAGACUUUGAAAACGAAAAACUUGACCGUCAAAAUAUGCAACAUCAAUUGCAUGUAAUUCUUAAGGAGCUCCGCAAAGCAAGAAAUCAAAUAACACAGUUGGAAUCCUUGAAGCAGAUUCGUGAGUUUGCCUUCACAGAGCCAUUAGUCACUUUCCAAAAGGAGUCUGAAAACAGAGGAAAAGGCGCCUCACCAAAAAGUCCCACUGCUGUGUUAAAUGAAAGCCUGGUGGAAUGUCCUAAGUGCAAUAUCCAAUAUCCAGCCACCGAACACCGAGAUCUACUCGUCCACGUUGAAUACUGUUCCAAGUAG